Molecule: messenger RNA, 992 nt
Organism: Achroia grisella
Lineage: Eukaryota; Metazoa; Arthropoda; Insecta; Lepidoptera; Pyralidae
Gene: Prosbeta2
Product: proteasome subunit beta type-7
Exons: 4
Coding region: 110-955 (281 amino acids)
Cellular component (GO): proteasome core complex
Molecular function (GO): threonine-type endopeptidase activity
Source: RefSeq, a predicted model, not a curated record
UUCUGUUUUAUAUAUUACUCUAUUGGACAGUACAACUUGCAGUUUUUAAGUUUUGUAAUCUUCCAAAUAAUAUCCCUCGUUAUUAUAAAUUGUUUUCAUAAAUUUAAUAAUGACCUCCGUAUUAUCUCCAGAAAUACCUGCUCCAGGUUUUUCUUUUGAAAAUUAUCAACGAAAUGCAUUCUUGGCACAAAAAGGGUUUCCUGCACCUAAAGCUACAAAGACCGGUACUACCAUUGUAGGUAUCAUAUAUGCAGAUGGAGUGAUUCUUGGUGCGGAUACGAGGGCCACUGAAAAUACAGUAGUGUCUGAUAAAAAUUGCCAGAAGAUUCACUAUUUGGCGGGUAAUAUGUACUGCUGCGGUGCGGGUACCGCUGCUGAUACGGAAAUGACCACACAAACAGUGGCGUCACAAUUAGAAUUACAACGUUUACACACUGGGCGCACUGUGCCAGUUGAAACCGCAGCAACUCUUCUGAAGCGUAUGCUGUUCCGCUACCAGGGUUAUAUUGGUGCUGCUUUAGUUUUAGGUGGUGUGGAUCGUACUGGGCCUCACAUAUAUUGUAUUUAUCCUCAUGGGUCUGUUGAUAAAUUACCUUAUGCUACCAUGGGUUCGGGAUCUUUGGCAGCAAUGGCUGUAUUUGAAGCAGGCUGGAAACCCAACAUGACAGAGGAGGAGGGUAAAAAGUUGGUGCGAGAUGCUAUAGCUGCUGGUAUCUUCAAUGACUUGGGAUCUGGGUCCAAUGUUGACCUCUGUGUUAUUCGCAAUACUGGUCCUGCUCAAUAUCUCAGAACAUAUGAAGAGGCCAAUGUGAAGGGGAAAAAACAAGGAUCUUAUAGAUAUCCUUCAGGAACAACUGCUGUCCUCAAGCAGCGUGUGAUUCCCCUGGAAGUGGAAUCUGUGGCGGUACACACAGUGCAGCCUAUGGAAGUGGAACCAUCACCUAGCCGCCGCUGAUCAUAUAAUUGAAAUAAAUAAUUACUUUUAUUAUAUA